Oryza brachyantha (malo sina) is the source of this 1582-nucleotide messenger RNA. RefSeq names its product eukaryotic translation initiation factor 3 subunit M-like. Gene Ontology annotation, cellular component: cytoplasm; eukaryotic translation initiation factor 3 complex. The transcript is spliced from 9 exons. Gene Ontology annotation, molecular function: translation initiation factor activity. The record is from RefSeq and is a predicted model, not a curated record. Bases 71 to 1321 code for a protein of 416 amino acids. NCBI's taxonomy places the organism in Eukaryota, Viridiplantae, Streptophyta, Magnoliopsida, Poales, Poaceae. Gene Ontology annotation, biological process: cytoplasmic translational initiation.
CUCCUCCUCCUCCUCCUCCUCUCCGGCGGCGGCGUCUUCCCAGUCGAACCGAGAGAGAGAGAGAGAGAGGAUGGCGACGAUUGUGAACACGACCGAGGAGGAGCCGAUGCUGGCGGUGGUGCGCUUCACCGCCGAGCUGGCCUGGGCCGACGCCGGCGCCGACGUGGCCGAGCCGGAGGUCACCCGUCUCUGCGUGGAGGCGCAGCAGCACAUCCUCGCCGCCCGAUGGCUCGACAUGGCCUCCCUCAUGCUCGCCUCCGCCGAUCUCCUCCUCCAAUCCCCGCGCGUCCCUGACAAAGACAAAGAUCUCGAGUGCAUCCUGGCCAUCAUCUGCAACCUCGUCACCAAGGCCAACUCCCAAGAUGAGGCCCUGCAGAUCGCCGAGCUUAUCUGCGCCAAGCUCACCCAACAGCCCGACGACAAGCCCGCCCUGCGCCUCAAAGUUCUUUUCAGCUUGUACAAUCUGCUCGGGAGCCCCUACGGCAAGGCCUUCGUCUACAAGAAGGCACUCGACCUCGCCGCCGCAGCGAAGGCUGCUGACUUCAUUAUCCCUACCUUCAAGAACAUUGACAGCUUCGUCAGUGAUUGGGGCAUUGGCAAGCUGGAGCAGAGGGACCUGUUCCUCGUUGCUGCUAGGAUCCUCAAGGACCACAAGGGCAUGAACAAGGAGUACCUCAACUUUCUCAACAAGUACCUUUCCACCUUUGAUGGAUCGGACAAUGAUGCUGAUGCAAUCGCUGAUGCAAAGGAAGAAGCUGUCGCAGCAAUCAUUGAGUUUGUCAAGUCAUCUGAUCUCUAUCAGUGUGAUCUACUCAACAUGCCAGCAGUUGCACAGCUGGAAAAGGAUGAAAAGUAUCAGCUAGUUUAUGAGCUCUUGAAGAUAUUCCUUACUCGGAGGCUUGAUUCCUAUUUAGAAUUUCAGUCAGCUAACUCUGCCUUGCUGAAAGGUUAUGGGCUGGUUCAUGAGGAGUGCAUAACGAAAAUGCGACUAAUGUCCCUCCUUGAUCUCAGCAGCCAUUGUGCUGGGGAAAUCCCUUACAAUGCAAUCAUAGAUGCGCUUAAGAUCAAUGAUGAUGAAGUGGAGUAUUGGAUUGUGAAAGCUAUUUCAUGCAAGAUAUUGGAUUGCAAAGUUGAUCAGCUUAAUCAGGUUAUCAUUGUCAGUCGGCAUACUGAGAGAAUAUUUGGAAUGCCACAGUGGCAGAGUUUACGUGCAAAGCUUGGAGUUUGGAGGGGAAACAUUGCUAGUGCUAUUAAUACAAUACAAGCAAACAAGGUGACCGAUGAUGGAUCACAGGGGAUCCAAGGCCUGAUGAUCCGCUGAUGGAGAGGGGUUCCAAAAUUGAAAUUAUAGCUUCAACUUAUGAGUAGAUGAGCAAACCUUCUGUAUGAGAUUACUUUUAAUGUGAAUUACUUUGAUCCCAUGACUUGUGGCUGGAUCUGGAUUGCUAUGGCAUACUAAGCAAUCAUUAUUUUUGUAGUCGUAGCCGUGCUUGAAGUCGGGUUGUUACACAAGUACCAAUUAGUCAAUUACUAAAAAGUUUUCAACGGGAUGGCAAAUCUAUUUGGCAAUCUUUGUUCAUAA